AUGGGAAACCCUGUUUCAAGGCUUGGCUGCCUGGGGGAGAGGAGGAGCCGCACACGCGGCAGCCCAAGACCUCACAGCAGCCCCAGGACCCGGGGGGAUCUCUCUCCAUCUGUAGCUCCUCCUCGGGGCCCACUUCCACCAGGGAUCCCCUGGGCCUGGUGGGGCUCUCAUGCUGUCCAGGUGACAGAGGUCACAGAGACCGUGGUGACAGAGACAGUAGUGACCGAGGCCGUGGAGAUGGGGCCCUGCAGGCAAAGAGGGCAGCUGGUUCAGGUACCUCUAGCGCCCCUGGACACGCUGUGCAGCUGGAUGGAUGGCAUGGAGGAACUGCAGGCCUCGCAAGGACCCCUGGCUGCAGAUGCUGCUUUGGCUGCUUCCCAGCUGCGGGAACAAGAGCUGCUCCUGCGGCUGCUGAGAGAGCGUGCGCCACACACGGAGCCAAGAUUGCAAGAGGCUGGGAGCCCGUCAGAGCUGUGCGCACAAUGGCACCGCCUAGUACAGCAGGCAGAAACCAGGUGGAGGCUCCUGAAGCAACUUGUCCCAGCAGCCCAGAGCUUUGAAACAGCCUGUAAGACUCUGCUGGUGCAGCUGGGCCUGAGUGAACAGCUCCUGGCUGAGUUGCAGCUGGGGCCCAAGAGCCCCGAGGAAUCAUUGCAGAACCUCCAGGAGGUGUGUGAGGGGGUUGCAGCACGUGCCAAAGGCUUGGAAAGGGUUUUGGAGACUGGCCGGAGGCUGGCGGAGCUUCUCACUAGCGACCAAGCUCAGCUGGUGCGACGGCAGCUGGAUGGAUUCCAGGAGCGUGUAAGGCUGACUGAGGAGCAAGUCGCCUGUGCCCAGCAGAAGCUGCUAUAUGCUCAAAGGACAGCGUCCUCCAAGCCCUCACCGGCAGCAGGCCUGGAGGCCCAGCUUGGACCAGAAGGGUCUGUCUCAGCACAUCCUGGGCUCAAGGAUCCGAAGCAGCUGAGUGUCCAGCUGGCCCAGCUAGCAGAGCGGCUUGAACAGCUGGCACAGUGGGCAGAGACUUCCAGUCAGGCAGCAGCAACCACAGUGACCAUCUGGGAACCGAGCCUUUCAUCAGCCAUGCUUCAGACAGAUACGAAGCCCCUGGAGGGGCACUGGUUAGAGACUCAAGAGCAAGACACUGGGCAGGAGGCCAUAUGGGAGCCAGCUGUGCAGAUCUUGUGUGGCCUGGCAGAGCAGGGAGCCAUCGAGGAGCUGAGGCCUGAGGGUGACUGGAACCCAGCCUUCCAGGAGUUCCUGUGGGGACAGCAAACCCUGGCGGUGUCAUGGUUGAGGAGGCAAGGAGACACUGUCCAUGGGAGCACCUGCCCCUUGGACCUACUGAUAGACCUGCUGGGCUGCCAUGCUGCCCUGUCUAGCCCCUCCUGUGAGAGGAUGCACGCCCUGGAAAGGAUGCUGCUGCUUGUGGGCCACCUCGUAGAGAAGCUGGUCCUGUGCCCCCAUAGGCUGAGCCAGGCUGAAACCUUACAGACCAAGGUGGUACAAGCCCAAAGCUGGGUGCUAGAGGAGCUGCCUGGGGCCCUGAGCCUAAAGCGCUGGACUCAAGCCUCGAGGGAGGUCCUGGCUCUGAGGAAUCUUGACCAGGGGCCGCCUGGGGACCUGGGGAGUAGAGCUAAGGCUUGCCUCCUGGGGAAGAUUCCAGAAGAACUGAGCUGGAGGCCGUGGUGGGCAGAGGUCGUCAUGGCUAACUGGAGUCCUAGGAAGCCAGAGCAUAGCAAGAGGAACCAGGAGAAAAGGGAUCAGUGGGUACAGCUGGAACAGGGUCGCCAGGAACAGGACCUUGUGGACAGCUUCCUGGCAGCUGGGGAGCAGGACAGCGAUGGACAAAACUGGCCUGGCUGUACCUGGGGGAAGUGUGGGCCUCACCACAAGCUCCCCAGUGGCCAGAAACAGCCAAACAGCCUGAUCAGGUCAAGAAACACGGAAGGGACAAGUACACCAGUGACCAGGGCCAGGCCCAGGGUCCAGGGAGCCUUGGCAGCACGAGGAGCCCUGAUGGUUCGAGUUGGAGGUGGCUGGGCAGCUCUGGAUGAAUUUCUGGUAAAAAAUGACCCAGUCAGAGCAAAGGGGAGAACCAGCCAGCAGAUCCACGAAAGGUUCCUGUGCUGGACUCCUAGUGUGCCAGCCCCUGAGGUCAUCACCCUGAGGCUCUGGACCUCCAUCCGAAUGGGCUCUAGCAGACCCCUGUCUCAGAAGACAGGGCUGCCAACCGGCAAAGAACACAGAGACCCUAGCUCCUACAAGGUGAAAACCUCAGAGCAGCCCACUGAGGAGAAACCGUGA
Messenger RNA from Psammomys obesus (fat sand rat), 2304 nucleotides. RefSeq lists its product as uncharacterized. The coding region runs from base 1 to 2304 and encodes 767 amino acids. The transcript is spliced from 15 exons. Lineage: Eukaryota; Metazoa; Chordata; Mammalia; Rodentia; Muridae. The record is from RefSeq and is a predicted model, not a curated record. Gene Ontology annotation, molecular function: microtubule binding.